AUGUUUGAAGAAAAUGAUACAAAUGAAGUCAGGUUACUAUCUUUAAGCCUGGGAAAAAUCUACAUUUUGGUUACUUUAUAUUUCGCGGUUAAAACAAUUUUGGGUGAAAAUGAACAACCAUUAAGACCAGGUCAAGGACAAUGUUUUCAUGUAAGCGAAUUCUUACGUGAAAACAAUAGUCAAUUCCUGAACGUGAUUGGACCUAGUAUAAGUAAAGAUAUAUAUCGGAGGAAUGUUGAUUUAGCUAUAAAAGACUCUAGAUCCACCAAGUUAUUCACUCUCACUAGAACAAAAUAUUUGGUUGGAGAAGGAGGUUUUGAGGCGAAGGCAAUAAUAAGUUUUGGUCGAGACUAUCCUUUUUAUGUGAAGGGUCACCAAUUUUUCUGA
Molecule: messenger RNA, 387 nt
Organism: Entrophospora candida
Lineage: Eukaryota; Fungi; Glomeromycota; Glomeromycetes; Entrophosporales; Entrophosporaceae
Source: the annotation of a GenBank genome assembly